GCCAUCGAGUUUCUUUGGUUUGCCGGCUGCCUCUUCCUCCUAGCGAGAGCCGCAGGUUGAACACAUGAGUGUUAGCUUUUGCUAGUUUGCCAUUGUAUAAUUGCGUGAUAAAAACGCAACAAUUUAGCUAUUACACGUGUUUAAUCGUUAUAUGUGAUAUCAUCUAAGGACCAGCUACAAGAUGAGUUUACUCGCCAAAAUAGCAGAAAUUGAGGCCGAGAUGGCUCGGACUCAGAAGAACAAAGCCACAUCUAACCACUUGGGGCUGCUCAAAGCUCGCCUGGCCAAGAUGAGGAGAGAACUUAUCACACCAAAGGGAGGCAGUGGAGGAGGCACAGGGGAAGGCUUUGAUGUGGCAAAAACAGGUGAUGCCCGUAUCGGGUUUGUAGGCUUCCCCUCAGUAGGCAAGUCUACUUUACUAAGUAACCUGGCAGGGGUGUACUCAGAGGUGGCGGCCUAUGAGUUCACCACCCUCACCACAGUACCAGGAGUGAUCCGCUACAAGGGUGCCAAAAUACAGCUCCUGGAUCUUCCAGGUAUCAUCGAGGGGGCCAAAGAUGGCAAGGGCAGAGGACGACAGGUCAUCGCAGUGGCUCGAACCUGCAACCUGAUCCUCAUAGUGUUGGAUGUUCUGAAGCCUCUGGGCCACAAGAAGCUGAUUGAACACGAGCUGGAGGGCUUCGGAAUCCGCCUCAACAAGCAGCCGCCCAACAUCGGCUUCAAGAAGAAGGACAAAGGAGGCAUCAACUUCACCGUCACAUGUCCACAGAGUGAGCUGGACGGUGACGCAGUGAAGAGCAUCCUGGCCGAGUACAAGAUCCACAACGCUGACAUCACCCUGCGCAGCGACUCCACUGCCGAUGACCUCAUCGACGUGGUGGAGGGAAACCGAGUGUACAUCCCCUGCAUUUAUGUGCUCAACAAAAUCGACCAGAUCUCCAUUGAAGAGCUGGACAUCAUCUACAAGGUACCCCACUGCGUGCCCAUCUCUGCCCAUUCCCGCUGGAACUUUGAUGACCUACUGGAGAAGAUGUGGGACUACCUGCACCUAGUGCGCAUAUACACCAAACCCAAAGGCCAGCUUCCUGACUACACAUCUCCAGUUGUUCUACCUACUGAACAUACUGCAGUGGAGGACUUCUGUCUGAAGAUUCAUAAAAGCCUCCUCAAAGAAUUAAAAUAUGCUCUGGUGUGGGGUGCUUCAGUGAAACACAACCCCCAGAAGGUGGGAAAAGACCAUGUCAUGGAAGAUGAGGAUGUAAUCCAGCUGGUGAAAAAGUAAAAGUCUCCUGACUCUCUGCAUCACAGGAAAUAGUCUGCUGCUCAUGAAAACCCCCCUCAAGCAUAUCCACGAGAAUAUCUGUCUUCGUUGUUCUCAAUUUUAUGUUGGAGUUUUCAAACUGAAAAUAAAAAUUAGAUGAAUGUCAAUGUUACAUUUACCUCCCUCAUUUACGCUCGUAUGUGAUUCAUAACAUCCAUCGAAGAGGUAUGAGCCUUGAAUCAAAAAUAAUAUCAAAUAAACACCAUAAAAAUGA
Molecule: messenger RNA, 1535 nt
Organism: Salvelinus sp. IW2-2015
Lineage: Eukaryota; Metazoa; Chordata; Actinopteri; Salmoniformes; Salmonidae
Product: developmentally-regulated GTP-binding protein 1
Biological process (GO): cytoplasmic translation
Cellular component (GO): cytoplasm
Molecular function (GO): GTP binding; GTPase activity
Source: RefSeq, a predicted model, not a curated record